This is a messenger RNA of Arabidopsis arenosa, 730 nucleotides long. NCBI's taxonomy places the organism in Eukaryota, Viridiplantae, Streptophyta, Magnoliopsida, Brassicales, Brassicaceae. The record is from the annotation of a GenBank genome assembly.
AUAUGUACUCGUAAAGAAACAUAAGUUACCAAAUGGAAGAGGUAAUGUCAAUGAUCUUCCACGGAAUGAAGCUAGUUAAAACGCUCGAGUCCAGCUUACCGGAAAAGCCACCGGAAUCGCUAUCAACCUCUCUUGACGAGAUCGCAAAGACAUUCGGUGAUGCAAACGAGCGGCUGAAGAUGUUACUAGAGAUUAGAAACUCCGAGACCGCGUUCAACCAACUCAAACCGGUGGUUGUUUCCGUUGCAAACCAGAUGUUAAUGCAGAUGGAACCGAGUUUGAUGCAAGAGUAUUGGUUAAGGUGUGGCGGGUCCACGUCAUCUCAUGAAGGAUCCGAGGCCAUGUUUCAGACGCAGCUCAUGGCCGUUGAUGGUGGUGGAGGAAAGAAUUUGACGGCUGCAGCAGAAGGAACCGGCGCUAGCGGUUCCUCCACGCCAAGGCAGCGGAGAAGGAAGGACGAAGGAGAAGAACAAACGGUGUUGGUGGCGGCUCUAAGGACGGGGAACACAGAUCUGCCCCCUGAUGAUAAUCAUACUUGGCGUAAAUACGGUCAAAAGGAAAUUCUUGGCUCUAGGUUUCCUAGGUAAUAUUAACUUUACUAAUUUAUUUGUAUAUUAUAUUAGAGAGAUUAAUAUAACCCAAGCUUAGUUGGAAGACGAAAAUAAGCUUUUCGUCCAGAACUAGUCAAAGAUUCUAGAUUAGUAAUGUAGAAUAAAUGAGUACAUGCAUU